AUGAGUAUUCUAAUCACUCAAUGCUUAGAUGAAUAGAUCCUUGGGAAGCUCAAAAUUAUGGAUCUUGCACCCAACAGAGAGGGAAUGGUCAAAAGCAUUGUCGACUCCUUCCUAGAUAGGAAGGAAUAGUGUGAUCACAGAGAAACUUAGGGAAAAACUUAGAAUUCUGACUGGAUUUCCAUAUUAGACACCUCUCUUCAUUUAAAAACCCCAGACUCAAGAUAAAACUUAUCAUGUUCACCUUGA
Paramecium octaurelia is the source of this 246-nucleotide messenger RNA. The record is from the annotation of a GenBank genome assembly. Lineage: Eukaryota; Ciliophora; Oligohymenophorea; Peniculida; Parameciidae.